Messenger RNA from Hevea brasiliensis (rubber tree), 2635 nucleotides. RefSeq names its product condensin-2 complex subunit H2. Gene Ontology annotation, cellular component: nucleus; condensin complex. The transcript is spliced from 11 exons. The coding region runs from base 304 to 2361 and encodes 685 amino acids. Gene Ontology annotation, molecular function: chromatin binding. Gene Ontology annotation, biological process: mitotic sister chromatid separation; meiotic chromosome condensation. The record is from RefSeq and is a predicted model, not a curated record. NCBI's taxonomy places the organism in Eukaryota, Viridiplantae, Streptophyta, Magnoliopsida, Malpighiales, Euphorbiaceae.
AAAAAAAAGGUUUUCACGCGCCUAUAAUUUCAGGGGCGAGAGACGAGCGGGAAACCUAUCAAUCGAAACUUUUGAACUUCUUCAGCACCUGCAAGAGCAAAAGGACUAAUGGCGAAAUCCCACUUCCAUCAGCACGAAUCUAAACUCUCUCUUCAAUUUUCCAGGUAACCAAUUACACCACAAGCCCCACCAGUCUACUCCCUUCUUCCGCCGUUUCUUUUCUACCCUUUUUAAUCAACUCCCAAACCCUAGGGUUACAAACUUCCAAUUGAAACCCUUGCACCAUGCCAAAACCAAAUUGAAAUGACUAAUAACAGAGAACCGCCUCCAAACAAGAUCCACACCGUCCAGGCAGAGCGAAACCUAGGAGCCAACUGGGAGGUAGAUCUCGCUACGAAGCUCGAAGACUACCUGUUGAAGAUUUGCUCCGGUGAAAUUACCGGCGCCGAAGACUAUAAUACUAACGCCUCUGUCAAUUUCGCCGAAGCUGCUUUGCUGCUUCAAGGUUCGGUUCAGGUGUAUAGCAGGAAGGUCGAGUAUUUAUAUAACUUGGUUUUGCAUGCUUUGGAGUUUCUUUCUGAAAAGAGGCAGCAGGAGCAAUCAGAGGGCACAUCAGUCCAGCCUGAGCAAAGUGGUUCCCAUGCAGUUUCUGAUGAAGAAAAUGAUCAAUUUUGGUGCGUGGAUGUCCCUGUGGAAGCAAGGAAUUCCUUAGAUGCUUCAACCAGUAAAGAUGCUUCUUUCUAUCACUUUGUGAAACCACCAGCAAAUCUUAUUGUCCUUGAAGGUGAUUGCUUAGAUACCAGUGGUGAUGGUGGAGAAUUAGAAUCAUACCUGUUAGCCACCAAUGAUCUUUACAGGGAUUUUAUUCUUUUAGACCCUUGUGAUGCUGUAGCAGUGAAUGAUUUUUUGAAGGGAGAUGAAACUGGAAAAUUACCAAAUAGUACUUAUAGGGGAAGCUCAACUCAUAAGAACUUUCAAUCCCCCACAAGACGUUCCGGGGGGACUGCACGCAAGUCAUCUCUCGGAAAGAACCUGGAUGCAAAUCUCAACCAACCUUCCAUGGCUGAUUGCAGUUUUGGAGUUAAUAACAGUACCGUGGGGCCAGAUCUUCCUGCUUAUGAUAAUUAUGAAGACGGGAACCAUGACUUUGAUAUGGAUGAUGGAUAUUCAGAACCUCGGAACUUGGAGGAUUCAGAAGAUGAUGACAGCAACGAUGAUCCGUGGAAACCCUUAAAUCCCCAUGAACCUGGGAACUUAAAAAUGAAGCCUUUCGGAAAAGUAAAACCCUACAGAAGGAAUGGUAUAAAUUCUGCCAAGCAGACCUCUAUAACUACUCUGUUUCCACUUGCUAAGAUGGAUGGUACUAUCAGUCCUGAGCUCAUAGAAAUGUGGAAAGCACGUCACAAAAGAUCUGAAACAAACUCCCAGUCUCCUCCUUUAUAUGAAAAGCUAAGGCAAUCCCUUAGUGAUGGAGGUAACAGCGCUAAUGAAACUUUUGGUAAUGCUGAGAAUGAUAAUGAAGCUAAUGGAUAUGAUGGUGGAAUUCCUGAUUUUGAACAGUCUGAUGAUGAGAUGCCAGAAAGUAUGUAUAUGGAUGAAGAUUUACCUCAACAUGAAAAGUAUGAUGAUAGCUCUACUCAUUUUGACACCAAUGAAGCUUUUAAACAUGAAGAGCCGAGUUCCCAAGCAAGCCUAGAAGAUCUAUGUCUCUCUCACCUAGAUGCUCUUCUUGCUAACAUAGCUGAAACUGAGAAACAGACUGAAUUGGCUACUCGAGUUUCAUUGUGGAAACAGAAAAUUGAGCGCAACUUGGAAGAACAGGAUGCACGCCCUUCAUUUGAUAUUCAUGCCUACGGUGAAAGAAUUCUUGACAAAUUAUCUCUUGAAGCAGACAGUGAUAAUGUCAUGUCCUUUGUUGAUGUUGUGGAAGGGCAAGAAAAGCAUGAUGUGGCUCGAACAUUCUCUGCACUUCUUCAGCUGGUGAACAAUGGAGACAUUGAUUUGCAGAGAAGUGGAGCAAGUGGUAAUUCCAUCUGUUAUACAGCUGCCAAUCCAUUCCAUAUCCGGCUUCUUAGCCAUGACAAGAGACGGGAGCAGAAUCAAUUUCGAUUGUCAAAAAAGAGAGUUAAAUCACCGAUAACCAAAGGAAGUGGCAAGGGUUCAGGAGACAAGUUUGGCAGACUGACAUCCUCACGUGUCAAUUCAUCUUCACAAGGUGAAUCAACAGUGCUGCCAUCACAAGUAAACUGCAAGUUUUCUGUGAAGCUUGGGAAUGUCAGCGGUGUGAGGUGCACUCCUGAGGGUAAGAGGAGACGGAGAUCUCGAAUUGUUGAACCAAUAGACAUGCAUUCAACACGGUGACAGAUGCCAUAGGCAAGUUAUCCUUCCUAGUUUCAUUGCUGGGGCAGUUCAACUUCUAUGCUGAAAGCCUCCUAGAACUUUGUAAUUGUGAUUGCAUUAUUAGUAUUUCUAGAUUUACUGACAAUGUUUAGCUGGAUCUGUAAUAUUUUCUAAGUUAUUUUGAAAGAUGCACUUUCAGGCGAAGAAGCCUUGUAAUAAAGUAAACUAAUUUCAAGUGUACAAUGAUAUUGUUAUCGGGCAAUGUAAUAUCAAUCUACUUACCAUCAACUUCCAA